Molecule: messenger RNA, 684 nt
Organism: Tetranychus urticae (two-spotted spider mite)
Lineage: Eukaryota; Metazoa; Arthropoda; Arachnida; Trombidiformes; Tetranychidae
Source: RefSeq, a predicted model, not a curated record
AGUUUUUGUGCUUCUAUUUGGAUAUCUUAUUGCAUUGAGUCCGUCAAUAUGACAAACAAUGAUUAUGCUUUACUGGUUGAAUGGUGUGCAUCAAUCAAUAUGAAGUUCAAUGAGCUUGAGAGAAAUUUAAUCAAAUGGAAAUCCAAAUUAGCAACAUUAACUUUGCAAAGUGACAACAAUAAAACUUGGAUUCAUUUGAGUUUAAAAGAUAUUAAAGAGGAAACUAAUGAUGUUAUUCGUUUGAUGGGCUUAAUUCAAACAUCUUUGGCUGACAAAGAUCCUCGAUCUGAUUAUUACAAGUAUGGCAUCGAUGAGCUUAAAUAUUUCACAUAUAAUUGGGAAUUUAUUUUACGACCAGAGGUUGAAAAGAUUUAUAAUCAACAUGAGAAAUUUAUUAUUCAGGAUAAAAGUCAAAGUAGCGCUGAGGCUUUUACAGAUAAUACCAACGCUUUGAGGCAACUGGGUGAGACUUUACAGGAAAAUGAGAAGCUUAUGCGCUUCAUAAAUGCACAUAUCUAUGAGACUCGAGACUCGGUGAUUAACAUUAAGGAAUUGAGUGAUCAAAGUCUACAUCAUAUUCAACAAGGAAGAAUCAACAUAGCUGGAGCUAAAUUGGCACAAAGAGCCUCUAAUGGUGCGACAGCAACUUCCAUUAAAAUCAUCGAUUUUUCCGAUCUUGAUUAA